Talaromyces rugulosus is the source of this 2772-nucleotide messenger RNA. RefSeq lists its product as uncharacterized. Gene Ontology annotation, cellular component: membrane. Gene Ontology annotation, biological process: transmembrane transport; metal ion transport. NCBI's taxonomy places the organism in Eukaryota, Fungi, Ascomycota, Eurotiomycetes, Eurotiales, Trichocomaceae. Gene Ontology annotation, molecular function: metal ion transmembrane transporter activity. The record is from RefSeq and is a predicted model, not a curated record. The transcript has 7 exons. Bases 1 to 2772 code for a protein of 923 amino acids.
AUGAGCGACGACAGUAAUAAUAACACGCGCCCUCCGCCGCUCACGGUGACCGCGUCGUCGUCGCCGACGGAUGAGCGACGACGGGCUGCUGCUGUUGAGCAGGGGGAUUGGAGUGAUGGACAUACCUCGCAGAGCCGCGUGUCUGAUCAUAUUGAGAUGCCAGAAGACAGCAAUAAGGAAAACAACAACGACGAAAACAAAACCACAAACAAACAAGAUGCAGAAGACAACGCGGGAAAGCGCAGAAAAGUGCCGGAGCUGGGCGAUCGGAAUAGACGCCUCCAAGGCCCCGGCCUAAAAUGGCACAAAGCGUACUCGGAGCUGGAUACAUUUGGUGGUCGCGUGCUCGUUAUUGAUUUUGCCAAAGCUGACAAAUCAAACUCGCACGUCCGCAAAGUCGCCGCCCAGGAAAUCUUCUCCCUCGACAGCCUGCGCCGCAUCUACCAUGCCCCCGACGCCCAGAAAUACCCUCCAGCUAUGCGUGUAAUUCACGUUCAAAAUGCCGAUUGGGCGAUUCCCUUUUUAUUGCGCAAGUAUAACAUAUCUGCAGAAAACACUAAUAAACAUGACAACACCGUCGUGGCCGAUUUUGGGCGCUAUCUGCGAUAUAAAAAGCCAGAGAUGCGUGGUGGGAAACCAUUUUUGGCGGGCAAGACGUGGAAAGUGCAGUAUGAUCCGUGGAGAGGGGUGAAUAAGACAUCUUUUGGCUUGGAUUAUAUCAAGAGUUUCCCGUCUAGUAGCAGGGCAAGACGAAGAAGAGAAAAUGGGGGGAGGGAUGAUGGUCGGGAUCGGAUGAUGCAGUUGGAUGAUUUUGAUGACAAUGACGAACCAAUAUGCAGCCACGACGUCUAUGUCCAACGACUGAGCUGCUACAUCCAGCACCAGCAGACCGACUCGGACAAGCGCCUCUCCCUCGACGACCUGCCCCAGCGCAAACAUUUUUACCCCAGCGACGUCUUUGGGGAUGGCGGCGGCGGCGACACCGUAGUAAACGGCGCGCGCAAAGACCGACACGAGUUCCAGUCUCGACUACGCAGUCUGGAUAACGGAAAUGUGAUUAUCGUCUUUGACAACUCGUCCUCUGGAUGCAUCGAGGACACACUGAUCCCCGCACGACGCGAUCUCGAGUGUCGCUGGCGCCGACUCCCUUUUUACUUGGCCUUUGAAUCGCGAGACCCGAUCAAGGGCGACGACGAGACGCUCGCGCUGAAUUGUUCAAAGGCCGUGCUGGGCGAUAUCUUCAAGGCGAUUGUCAUGACCUGGGACGGGUUUCUGGACCAUGCUGGCACGCACAUGACCAUCCUCGAAGACAAAAUCUACGACCAGCCCGCGGACGAGUCGCGCGCGCCAGAGCUGUGGGCGAACUCGAGCGCGUGGCUCAAGGUCGAGAAGCUGGUGAAUGUGCAUAGUAGCGUGAUGCAAGAGAUGAAGACGCGGCUGCACGAGUUGACGGACGACAUCGAUACAGAGGACAACUGGCUCGACGACAGCCCCGGCGACUUUGACCGGCUCAAGAACCUGGUCACCGAGGACCUGACCAAGCCCACCGAGUCGCUGAUCUCGCUGCUGUACCAGAGCGUGUCGAUUCGGGAUAGCAGGCACAGUUUAGAGCUGGGCGUGAGCAUGUGGCGCCUGAGCUGGAUCACCUUCAUCUUCCUCCCCCUGACAUUUAUUGUUGGCUUCUUUGGCAUGAACGUCGACACCUUCGAGAACAACCCCAGCAUGAAAUGGUAUUUCAUCUCCGCCAUCCCCUUCAUGAUAGGCAUAAUCGCCAUCUACUUCUUCACAAAGCGUCUGGCCACACAGAGCCGCCGCACGCCGCACGAACGCGCCGUAUACCAGUCCUUUUUCCAAGAAAUGGCCGCUGCGAACCCGCUACUGUGGUCGCGCGGAGGUCCCAGGGCUCAUAUCCGCCCGCACGGAAGAAUCGCACGCCUGAAAUGGACAUUGGUGAAAUGGUGGUUACGGCCGACGAAUACCAUUGUUAUUGACGCGGAAGACUCUGUUGCUACAAACGCCGAUGGCGAUACUGCUGAUCACGCUAUCGGGGGAGGGAAAGAUAGUCUCGGCACGAUAUCCAGAAUUCAAAGGUAUUUAUCUAGACGCUGGACAGACCAGAUCUCGCGCAAUGUGUCGUCGUCUGGUUUGGAUUCUGAGGCACAGUUGAUGAUGCUGGAUGAUUUGGGUCCGGAUGAUAGACUCAGUGGUGAUCAUUCGAUUGGCGAAGGGUUGACGGAGAUUGCAGAGACGUUGUCGGCGGCGGCGUUGCCGAUCGUGGUACAUCAUGAACGUUCAGCGUCAGAUCCUGGCGGCCUUCAUGAGCAGCAUCAAGCUGCACCGACUCAUUUGCUUCGAGUCCCUGAACACACGACAAAAGCUGCAAUGAGCAUUAUCACGCCAAUACAGCAGACGCAAUCACAGCAGCAGCAACAACAACGACAACAACAACAGCAACAACAGCAAGAUACGACAGUAGCAGCCCAUUUCGACACCAGCGAAAUCUCCAACCCGGUCAUCGCAGCCGCCCUACAGCGCUACGAACGGCGACGUUCGCGAAGCAACAGUUCACGUGGAGCACGCAGACCACGCAGCAGCGGUUCAUCAGGCGGCGGACGAAAUAGCAACUCGGUACUGGUCGAAGAAGAGGAUGCGGACUGGCUGCAGGAGCGUGGGCGAAAGGGCAAGGAUUGGGUGUGGCGGCGGACGGGGUCGGGAGGUGAGGCCGAGUAUAGAAAUUCGAGCUCGGCGGAGAGGAGCAGGCCUAGAAUCUAG